Messenger RNA from Poecilia latipinna (sailfin molly), 3999 nucleotides. RefSeq names its product sterile alpha motif domain-containing protein 9-like. The annotation marks the transcript as partial. The record is from RefSeq and is a predicted model, not a curated record. The transcript has 3 exons. Gene Ontology annotation, molecular function: protein binding. Gene Ontology annotation, cellular component: cytoplasm. NCBI's taxonomy places the organism in Eukaryota, Metazoa, Chordata, Actinopteri, Cyprinodontiformes, Poeciliidae.
AACUUUCAAUUAAAUAAAUAAAUUACACCAAUGAAAUCCACAACUUUUACAGCCUACUGUAUGUUGCAACAAUAGGACAUUUCAUUCUAGUUCCAUUAUUAUUGUGCUUCUUAUUUUGAUCUGCAUUGUUUCUAUUUUGCUGUAGUUCAGAUUAGUGAUUAGUCUUUUCUCAGUGAUUCCAGUUUGUUUAUUCCUUAUGUCUAGUGACAAGUUUUCGUUUUCCUCGUUCCCCUGCCUGUUAUAUGUUCUACCAGCUCACCGCCUCUGCCAUUUUCUCUCUCUCCCUUCUUACCGCCAAGUCAGUUAGUCCAGUCUCUUGUUCCAGCUUUCUCUCUCCCAGUAUUUAUUCAUCUCUCUGCAAAAUCAGAUGCAAAUGGUGGCUCACUUCAUGAACUGCAUUGUGCAGUAAGAAUGAUUUUCUUCUGUUAGUAGUUUUCUCUUAUACAGCUGACUAGUGCUGCCAGUAAAACAGCACCGAGCUUUGACCGUAGCCUUAAAAGUAGUUUUAACAUCAACUCACUUCAUUCCUUGAGUCGACAAGAAAAGGCACGUUAACAUCAUAUCCGGGAAAUGUCCGUAAAUUCCAGCAAAAUCUCAGGCUUCGGUUUUCUUGUGUGAAUGUGCCACAUAAAAAGCAGACGUUGAGGAGUAAUUUAUUCAUGGCAUCCCCAAAUAAUGCUUUAUAGGGGUUUAUUUGAGAAAAGAUGAAUAUUACCAUAUUUCAUCUGUGUUGGCAUGAGAAACACGGAGAACUGGAAAUAGAAGUGGAUACUUAUGAAGUGAACCAGAAGAUUUAAUCUGCCGAAGGUGAAAGGAUGAUUUCUUACUGAAUGUAGAGAAGUUGUGGGGGGAGAGAGAGGAAUCUGGAGGUGUUGGUCAGUCCAAUGGCAGAGAGACAAAGAGCCGAGGAAAUGCUGGUGACUUGGAUGGCAAAAGGCUGGUAGAAACACUGGAGGCUUUGAGAUUUGUUGCAGCUGCAGGAGUGGGAAAAUUGGGUCUAUCAGAAAAAAAGACGUUCCAAUGAAUUGCAAAUGCAAUAAAAUCCUAAAACAUGAAAACAUGACGGUGAAACAGCAGCGUUUUGCUGCCAUUUACUUCAAUCCGCAAGCAAACUGGAGAACCAGUUCCUGAAUCGGUCACGUGGUUCGGCCCACUGGCGAGGCUUCAAACGUCACAACCUUCAUCAACACAAGCCUCAAUAUGCGCUUCAUAAAAAUCCUCCUGGAUUACUCGACGCACUCCAAGGCAGAAAACACAUCACCUCUAAUCUGCAUUAAAAUGAUUUUCAUCUCAUGUCUGCCACAGGACGGAGGCAGUACUGUCCUCAACAGAGCAUGACAUAUCUGGAUAUCAACAUGGCUACAUUUAGUGCUUUAGCAUUGGCUUCUCUUACAUACUAUGUUGAUUUAGUGCUUUAGUGGAACUAAUGUUUGUGGUUAGUGCUUAAGGGUUAGUGCAGCUAACGUUUCAGUUAGCAGUGCCCACCACUGGUUAAUAAUUUUUCUGUUGCCUAACAGUCUCUUGUGUUCUCUGUCUUUUCUGUUGUACUUUGUCAAAGUUAAUUGUUGUUUAUUGGCAUUUGUUCUGUACAAAAAUAUAGAAAUACUUAUAUUGUAUUUUACAGCAGAAUAUUUGGGUAUCUGAGACAUUUGGACAGACUGCCACAGAUUAUCAACAACAAAAGAGCUUCCAUUUGUGACCAUGGCAGAAAAUGUUGAAACCAAAGAGGAUGAUCUGCCUCCUGAUGUCAAUGACUGGAGUAGAUCUCAUGUAAGGGACUGGGCCCUCAGACUGAAGGGUUUGGAUGUCUCCACUGCAGAUUUGCUGUUUGAAGAAAAGAUCUGUGGUCCCAGUCUUUUGCGUCUGGAUAAAUCAGAUUUAACUGAAAGCGGUGUGAAGCUUGGACCAGCUAAGCUUAUUAUUCAUGCCAGAGAUGAAUUAAUCAGCAAGAACCCAACAAGUUCCUCUGACAAGCCUGGGAAACCCAGCAAGCCGUAUCCAUUCGGUAGAUACCACGAUACAUUCAGAUAUGUAGAGGGCAGCGUUCUAGACGUCCCUGAAUCGGGCGCCUCAGACUUUAUUGAACCCUGCCAUGAAUUUAAAGGUUUCUAUCGGACACCUGAAGAAAACCAACUGGAGAAGUUCACCACUGAGGUCAUCUGGUUUGCAGCUGCCUGCAUGAAUAGCCGCACUAAUGGUACCAUACAUUUUGGAAUCGGAGACAAACAAGACUAUGUCCAUGGUCAGGUAGUGGGAGUCGCUGUUGAUGACAAAGAAAAGUACCUAAACGGCCUUAAAAAAGCCAUUGGUGAUUACUUUGAAUACAAGCACAAGGAUGUAGCUCAAAUGUGCAUCAAACCGCCUCGAUUUGUUGAGGUUCUGAACAGAAAUACAACAUCAUCUGACAAAUUUGUGAUUGAAGUGGACAUUGAGCCUCAGUAUGCCAUCUGUGAAGAAAACAUCUUCCACACUUACGGCACAAAAAAAGGCACAAAGACCAAAGGAACUGAAUCACAACCACCAAAGUCUCUCUACAUCCGAGACGGUGGCAGCAGCAGAAACCUGCUAGUACCAGCAUCUUCCAAACCCAGGUCAGAGUACAAUCAGUUUGUGGACAAAAUGCCUCAACUGUCACAGCACCGCAAAGAAGCAGAAGAGAAGCACUUCAAAAGAAUAAAGAGCACAACUCAAGGCUCCAGGUUAACUCAAAUAAUAACAGGUGGAGCCUCAUCAUUGGAUAAGUCCAAUUUUGAACAUUAUGUCAUCAUAGCAAACAAAUCUCAUCCAAGCCAUUUUGAAAAUCUGGGAUUUCUCGCAGAGCUCAAACCAGCUGCUGUUUUAGACUUUGAUCCUGAAUCAGCUAAACAAGGAUUACAGACUUACUUUCAAAAGCAGAGCACAGUGAGCUCACAUUUACCAGCAAAAUACAAAAUAAUGGAAAGUGUAAAAAAAACUGCUGCCAAAUUAGAAUUACCUAAAAGCACCAGCUGGGUUUUCUGCAAUGGAGGUAUUGAGGAAGAGGAACCCUCAGAGGUUGACCAGUGGUUGAUGGAAAAGGGCGCCUCGAUUCGAGAUGUGAUUUCUUUCUUGUGCCGUAGAGAUGUGCUUCCAAACAAAAGGUUCCUUGUCAUUUUCUUACUUUUAUCAGCAGUGAGGGAGGAAAUGGAUCCCCUUGUUGAGACCUUCAGGAUGUUCCUGCAGGAGCUCAGAGAGCCAGGACAAAUCCUCUGUAUCUGUGACAAUGAGAACACUUUCAUUUCAUGGAGGGAUCUCAUUGAGGCCAAGUGCAGAGUCGACAUCUCUGACAGAUGCAUCUCUGAGCUCAGCUUUGCUGAAGUCAAUGGAACCGUCCUCAGUCUCUGGUCAGAGAACCGCAGAGCCAAACGGUUCCUGCCAUGUGGGGGUGAGAGCAAGGUGCCUCUUGAGAAAAGAUUUGAGCAAACCUUGAAUACUUUGGAGAUCUUGUGUGUGAAUCAGUGUGAAGGAGGAAAUGAGGACAGAGCUGCCAUAGAGGAGAACUUCUAUAGAGGUGGGAAGGUAUCAUGGUGGAAUUUCUAUUUCUCUGAAUUACCUGGAUCAAUACCAUUCAUUAAACGGGUCCAGUUUGAUUACAUCAUGAAUACAGUUAUACCAGACCUAUGCUCCCUACCUAAAGCUUGUGUCCUGUUCAAUCUCCUCCAUCUGCCUGGUUGUGGUGGGACGACCUUGGCUAUGCAUGUGCUGUGGGCUCUUAGGGACAAAUAUCGCUGUGCCGUCCUCAGGGAAAAGUCUGACUUUAGUUCUGUGGCUGAUCAUGUGAUCCAACUUUUAAUGUAUCAAUAUGAUGAGCAAACACCAAGGGGUCCUGUACUGCUGAUGAUCGAUGACUUUGAGGACAUGGAGAAGGUUGAAGAAUUACAGUUUGCAAUUGAAACACAGUGUACUGAAAAAGACAUCCAGGCUGCAAAGGUCAUCCUCCUGAACUGCAUGAGGUCAGAGUCCAAUGCAGUGACCGAACUA